GCUUCUGACUUGCUAUUUGGAAUAUAAUCUCUUUCCUGUUCAACCGUGUUCUGAUUUGGGGACUUGUCGAGUGAAUCGGUGUCCGAGAAUACUAAGCAAUAGGAAUAGCUGGGUCAUAACCGUAAGAAGAAAGAGUUAUAACAGUGGCGACGGGGAAAAAGGAAAACAAAUUCAAGAUGCCUAUAUCAGAUGACCAGCUUAACCGAAUACUACAACAACAGCAAGCACAACUUGAUGCACAAAUGCGGUUGUUGGAGACUCUGACUCAACAGCUCAACAUCCACAGCUCGAGUUCACAUGCUAUUUCAAGUACGUCUUGUGAUGCAGUUGCUAGCAGCAUCCCAGAAUUCAUCUAUGAUCCCGAAAGUGGAAAUACUUUUCUCACGUGGUUCAACGUUGGGAAGAUACAUUUAGAACAGAAUUCUGUAACCAAGACGAUGCGUGGAAGACCCGAUUGUUGGUACGUAAGUUGGGAAGCAACGAACAUGCACGUUUUGCUGACCAUAUAUUGCCAAAGUUACCUCGAGAGCUCAGUUUCGAGGAGACGGUAUUUCAGUUGUCAGAGAUAUUCGGCGAGUCAUCCUCGUUGUUUAGUAUUCGAUAUCGGUGUCUAAAUUUGGUGAAACGCGAAGCUGAUGAAUAUGGUGUUCUAGCAGACAUUGUCAACAGAGAAUGUGAACGUUUCAAGUUACGCUCGUUGACUGAUGACCAAUUUAAAUGCUUAAUAUUCAUCAAAGCUCUUCAGUCACCACAAGAUGCUGAGAUCAGGACUAGACUUUUUGCUCGACUGGAUCAAGACCCAAACGUCACACUCAGAACAUUGACAGAUGAGUGUAAGCGUCUACAAAGCAUCAGACACGACAACGAGUUGAUUGAACAGGUUAAAAGUUCAGAAGCCGGUAACAACUCGUAACAAACCAAGGACUGCAUGCUGGUUAUGCGGUGAUUGGCAUUAUGCACGAUUCUGUCCGUUCAAGAAGCAUAAAUGUCAGGCGUGCAACAAACGUGGACAUAAAGAAGGUCAUUGUCCACCGAAGCGUACGUCUCAGCCUAAGAAGAAGCAUAAACGUCCUCGACAUGUGAAAUCAGCCGAGUCGAAAUCUCUUUCUCUGGUAGCUGCCUUUCAAACAAACUAUGACAUUCGGAGAAAAUAUGUUACCAUCCAGAUAAACGGCAUAUCAGCUCGUCUUCAAAUUGACACGGCAUCAGAUAUCACGUUAGUGUCUAGAGAAACGUAUAACUUGCUGGGUAAACCGCCAAUGAAGCCAUCUAAGAAAACGGCUAAAAACGCAUCAGGUGGUGUGCUAAAACUGGUUGGUGAAUUACAGUGUGAAUUUUCCUUCAAUGGAACUAACUGUACAGGAAUAUGUUACCUAACAGAACGGCCGAACCUUGAUCUUCUUGGUCUAGAUAUGUUAGACAAACUUGGAAUAAUGGAUAUACCAAUUAACAGUGUCUGUAACGUAUCGUGUUCAUCAUUGGACAGCCCAGUACUUCCAAAGAAGACAGGUGAAAGGUUACUAGAAAAACUGAAAAGAAAGUUUGCCUCUGUUUUUCAGAAUAGCCUUGGCCACUGUACCAAGAUGAAAGCGCAUUUACCAGUAAAACCAGAUGCCAUACCUAUUUUUCGCCCGAGACGUCCUGUACCAUAUGCUGCUCUUGAGCUAGUCGACCAGGAACUUAAUCGCUUGCAACAGGCUGGUGUAAUCCGACCAGUUAACUACUCUGCAUGGGCCGCACCGAUCGUAGUGAUUAAGAAGGCCAAUGGGACUAUACGCAUAUGUGCCGAUUUCUCGACCGGUUUAAAUGCUGCAUUAGAUGUAUAUCAAUAUCCCUUACCAGUUCCUGAAGACCUGUUUGCCAAGCUUAAUGGUGGGACAUGUUUCGCGAAAAUAGACUUCUCUGAUGCUUAUCUCCAAGUGGAAGUAGAUGAAGAUAGUAGAGAGCUUCUGACUAUUAACACUCAUCGAGGGUUAUUUCAAUACACUCGUCUACCAUUUGGCAUCAAGACCGCACCCGCCAUCUUUCAGCAAAUAAUGGAUACGAUGCUAACAGGUAUACCUGGUACAGCAGCUUAUCUAGAUGAUAUCAUAGUUAUGGGUUCAACUGAUAGUGAACUUUCUGAUCGACUACACCAAGUCCUUAACCGAGUGUUGGAGUAUGGUUUCCAACUACGUGAGGAAAAAUGUAUCUUCUUCAUGCAUUCGAUCAAAUACCUUGGUUUUAUCUUAGAUAAGAACGGUCGCCGACCAGACCCUGCCAACAUCGAAGCCAUUCAGAAGAUGCCUGCACCAACUGAUGUUUCUUCAUUAAGAUCCUUCUUGGGGUUAAUCAGUCAUUACAGCACAUUCUUGCCUGAAAUGCAUCGAGUGAGAGGUCCCCUAAAUGAAUUACUAUCGAAAGAUAAACCUUGGCAGUGGUCAGCAGAAUGUCAAGCAUCUUUUGACAGAGUCAAAUCAAUGCUCAGCUCAAAGAUUCUUUUGACGCACUUCGAUCCCAGCUUGGAAAUUGUUGUUGCAUCUGAUGCCUCUAGUCAUGGAGUUGGAGCAGUGAUAUCUCACGUGUUUCCGGAUAAAUCAGAAAAGACAAUUGCCCAUGCUGCUAGAUCACUUACUCCAGCCGAGCGAAACUACAGCCAAAUUGAAAAGGAAGCUCUUGCAAUCAUUUUCGCAGUCAAAAGAUUUCAUAAAAUGCUCUAUGGUCGUACAUUUACUCUACUGACAGAUCACAAACCUUUGAUUGCAAUCUUUGGUUCUAAGAAAGGAAUCCCUGUCUAUACGGCUAAUAGACUACAGCGCUGGGCAACAAUGCUCCUGAGUUAUGAUUUUAAUAUCAAGUAUCAGUCGACAAAUACUAUCGGUCAAGCUGACGCUCUCUCCCGAUUAAUUGGAGUUCAACAUCCUGGACCAGAGGAUAUAAUCAUUGCCUCCACAGCAGUAGACCCAGAAAUACGAAGUAUAGUGGCAGAUGCCAUUCGAAACACUCCAGUGUCGUCAGAUGAAGUCAGGGAAGAAACGCUUCGAGACCCAACACUACAAGAAGUUAGAAAGUUCCACCUAGAAGGGUGGCCCUCGAAAAUCAGUUCCACAGAGCUUCAACAGUUUUACCAGCGAAGACUCUCUCUUUCAAUCAUCGAUGACUGUCUGCUGUUUGCCGAACGUGUCAUAAUUCCCAAGAAGCUACAACCAGCAGUGCUUGAACAGUUGCAUGCAGGACAUCCUGGAAUAAAUCGCAUGAAAGCACUAGCACGAAGUUAUGUAUACUGGCCGCAUUUAGACACCCAACUGGAGCAGCUAUCCCGUUCGUGUACCAAAUGUGCAUUAGCAACAAAAGCACCGCGAAAAGCAGAGCUGCAAUCAUGGCCAAUACCACAGUUACCGUGGCAGCGUAUACAUUUGGACUUUGCUGGUCCACUUCAUGGACAAACUUACCUUUUGGUGGUUGAUGCAUAUAGCAAGUGGCCAGAAAUUUUUCUCAUGGAACACCCGACUGCAAGCUGCACAGUCAGUAAACUACGUCAACUAUUCAGUCGUUUUGGAAUCCCGGAAUUGAUAGUUAGUGACAACGGAACACAGUUUACGUCCGAAUCUUCUCACAAUUUUGUCGGCAGAACGGAAUCCAGCACCUGCGAACACCUCCAUUCCAUCCCCAAUCAAAUGGCCAAGUGGAACGCUUUGUGAGUACAUUUAAAAAUGCUCUAAAAAAAUCCAAAGGGGAAGGGACCACUGAAGAUAUCUUAGAGAGGUUCCUGUUUAUUUAUCGCUCUACACCGAACCCUCAGACAAUUAACGGGGUCUCUCCAGCAGAAGCUCUACUUGGCAGAAAGAUACGAACACAUUUCGAUGUCAUCCGUCCUACGCCAGCUAUUGAACCCCAACGAAACCUAUCGAUGGAGAAUCAGUUUAACCGACAUCAUGGGGCACAAAGACGAUUGUUCACGGUGGGACAAAAAGUGCUUGCUAUGGACUAUCGUGGGAAACAUCCUACAUGGACAGCUGGUCGGAUCGUGAAAAAGAAGGGGAGUGUGGUUUACGAGGUGUCAGUUGGCUCGGAAGUUUGGGUACGUCAUGCUAACCAAUUGAAAGCAACUUCGAUAGCCAGCAACAAGAUUCAAUAUCGAUUACCUCUUGAUGUUCUGCUAGACACCUUUGAAAUCAAAACGCCGGGAAUAGACACGUCAGUUUCUGUGCAAGAAAAGAGUGAUACUUCUCUAUUGCCUAGACGAUGGACUAAUCGAAAGCACAGGCCAGUCACUCGGUUGCAGUUGGACCCUAGCACCAGAUCCUACGAAUCUGCUCAAAGGGGAGGUGUUAGCGGGACAUAGACUAGAUUAAAGCAUGCUCAAUGCAUGAUUGCUUUGGUGCACGCUGAUUGGCUAAUUCUUAUCCAAUCAGCACUAGUCGAUAGUUGGAGAAUACUCUAGAAUCUUCUCAUGUAAAAAACUAUAAAUAUACUGACGUUUUCUCUAUUGUGCUUCUGACUUGCUAUUUGGAAUAUAAUCUCUUUCCUGUUC
Molecule: messenger RNA, 4513 nt
Organism: Schistosoma mattheei
Lineage: Eukaryota; Metazoa; Platyhelminthes; Trematoda; Strigeidida; Schistosomatidae
Source: the annotation of a GenBank genome assembly